Messenger RNA from Micropterus dolomieu (smallmouth bass), 874 nucleotides. RefSeq names its product Fanconi anemia core complex-associated protein 24-like. Gene Ontology annotation, molecular function: chromatin binding. The transcript is spliced from 4 exons. Lineage: Eukaryota; Metazoa; Chordata; Actinopteri; Centrarchiformes; Centrarchidae. Gene Ontology annotation, cellular component: Fanconi anaemia nuclear complex. The record is from RefSeq and is a predicted model, not a curated record. The coding region runs from base 82 to 648 and encodes 188 amino acids. Gene Ontology annotation, biological process: interstrand cross-link repair.
CUCCUCACCUGCACCAACUUACUGAAGAAGAAGAAGAAGAUCAUUUGGAAGGCAACAAAACAAGUUUGUCAGCUGAACUGCAUGGAGACCAAAGCGCCUGUUGUGCUGAACUCGCUUCCUCCUUACGGACAUGUUAUUGCCAGCGAGAAAUGGAGAAACUCGUCCCUCAUUCAAAGCUUAAAGGGUGGAGGAGUGAAAAUCCUCUUUGAGAAUGAGCUCGGUGUGGCAGAUUUCCACCUGCCCAACAAAAGCUGCGUCCUCUACGUGUCUGAGUGCGACAUCAUAGCAGGAAACAGCUACAAGAGGAAACUGGUUCGCUACAGAAAUGGCAGCAGUAGUUUCCAGGAGCUGGUGCUGGUGGAGAACACCAGACUCAGUGAGCAGUACUUCUCUGCUGUGCAGAAGUUUGUGGUGUUUGACCUCGGCCUGACUCUACUGCCGGUCAGCGGGCAGACUGAGGCCUCGCAGCUCAUCGCUCAGAUCGUAAGUAGUGAAGACAAAACAACAGAGCUGCAAGAAAUCCCAUCCAGCAAGGGACUGAGUUGGCCAAUCAAAUCCAUGCAACCACACAUUCCUGGCAUAUUAAACGUGUGGAGACAGAAGAUAAAAUGGAUCCUGACACCUUUGAUAAAUCUACUGUGUCAGUAGGCGUGUUUGCCUGCCGCCUAAAGUAAAGUGUUAGCGCUGAGCUAAUAGCCUCCACUGCCGCAGAGAGCAGAGUUCAGUCAGCAGGCGUCACUUCAGAGCAGCUGACAGUUUUGGCCAGUGGGAAGCCGUUCAGAGUUCACAUCGUUGUUCUUGCUGCAGAGAGGAAAAUGAAAAGAGUGGACAGUGAUAAACCAUCCACGUGACCCGAGUCUGUUUUAGUUUAAGA